Xenopus laevis (African clawed frog) is the source of this 2166-nucleotide messenger RNA. It is a transcript of the gene cbs.S, whose product is annotated as cystathionine-beta-synthase S homeolog. The transcript is spliced from 16 exons. Gene Ontology annotation, cellular component: cytoplasm; nucleus. Gene Ontology annotation, biological process: L-cysteine biosynthetic process; homocysteine metabolic process; sulfur compound biosynthetic process. Bases 159 to 1850 code for a protein of 563 amino acids. The record is from RefSeq and is a predicted model, not a curated record. Lineage: Eukaryota; Metazoa; Chordata; Amphibia; Anura; Pipidae. Gene Ontology annotation, molecular function: cystathionine beta-synthase activity.
ACGGAGCCACUGUAUGGCACCGCCUUUGCGUACACCAAUAGGGUGGCAGAUGUACCGGCCCCUGUUUCUCCAGCCAAUCAACGCGAGUUGAGUUCCAAGCGUGGAUCGAAGGCAGCUGGGGGGAUUGCAGCAUUAGGAGAGAAGCCCGAGAGGUCAUUAUGCCGGCUGUGCCACCCACCACGGAUUCUGCCGCUUGCCCUCACAUUAAAGAAAACCAUGUGACCAAUGGCAGUGUGCAGGCGGAGCUUAGUGUGGACAGGAAGUGGAUUCGGCCAGACUUGCCCAGCAAGUGCACCUGGGAACUGGGAAAAGCACCAACCGACUCCCCCCAUCACCACGUGGAACUGUGUGAGCGGCCCCGGAUUCUAUCCUGUAUCCUGCAGAAGAUCGGGGACACCCCGCUGGUUCGGAUCAAUCAGAUUGGGAGGAGAUUUGGGCUGAAAUGUGAACUGCUGGCCAAGUGUGAGUUCUUCAAUGCUGGGGGCAGUGUAAAGGAUCGCAUCAGUCUGCGGAUGGUGGAAGAUGCCGAGAGAGAUGGAAUUCUCAAGCCUGGGGACACAAUCAUUGAGCCAACGUCUGGGAAUACAGGAAUCGGGUUGGCCCUGGCAGCAGCAGUAAAGGGGUACCGCUGUAUCAUUGUCAUGCCGGAGAAGAUGAGUAUGGAGAAGGUGGACGUGCUACGUGCCCUUGGGGCUGAGAUCGUUCGGACUCCCACAAGCGCCCGGUUUGAUUCUCCAGAGUCUCACGUGGGCGUUGCAUGGCGGCUGAAGAAUGAGAUCCCAAAUUCCCACAUUCUGGAUCAGUAUCGGAAUGCCAGUAACCCCCUUGCUCAUUAUGACAGCACAGCAGAGGAAAUCCUCCAGCAGUGCGAAGGACAGUUGGACAUGUUGGUGGCGGGCGCUGGAACUGGGGGAACAAUAACUGGUCUUGCACGCAAGCUUAAAGAAAAGUGUCCAAAUUGCAAGAUUGUCGGAGUGGAUCCUGAAGGUUCUAUUUUAGCAGAACCCGAAGAACUGAACCAAACGGAUAAGACUGGGUAUGAGGUGGAGGGGAUAGGAUACGACUUCAUUCCUACUGUGCUGGACCGGACGGUGGUGGAUGAAUGGUACAAGUCUAAUGACGAGGAAUCGUUCUUUAUGGCUCGGGCAUUAAUCCGAGAGGAGGGGCUGUUAUGUGGAGGCAGUUCUGGCAGUGCUAUGUCAGUGGCAGUGAAGGCAGCGAAGGACCUGAGCGAGGGGCAACGCUGCGUGGUGAUCCUGCCAGACUCUGUCAGGAAUUACAUGUCCAAGUUCCUCAGUGACAAAUGGAUGACACAGAAGCAGUUCCUGAAGGUGGAAAAACUGGAGGAAAGGAAGCCUUGGUGGUGGAACUUGAAGGUUUCGUCUCUAUCUCUCUCCGCUCCCCUCACCGUUCUCCCAACAGUGAGCUGUGGCCAAACCAUCCAGCUGCUGCGAGAAAAAGGCUUCGACCAGGUGCCCAUUGUGUCUGAGACAGGGCUGGUGCUGGGGAUGGUGACGCUGGGGAAUAUGCUAUCCUCUGUCCUUGCUGGGAAAGUGAAACCUUCGGAUCUGGUCACUAAAGUCAUCUAUAAGCAGUUCACACAGGUGAAUCUGGCUGACAGCCUAGGAAAGCUUUCCCGAAUUCUGGAGACGGAUCACUUUGCUUUGGUUCUUCACGAGCAGAUUCAGUCAGAUCACAGCGAUGGCUCCUCCAGUAAGAAGCAGAUGGUAUUUGGGGUGGUGACGGCCAUUGAUCUGCUCAAUUUCAUCACGCGAGAACGGGAGCGGCGCGUCAGUGAAUCUGGGGAAAGGGAUCUGGUGGAACGAGUCCGGCACUUCAGUGCAUCGUAACAUGGAGGAGAAUGUCCCACUAGUGUGUUAUGUACAAUUAAACCUUUCCUCCUGCAACAUAGUAAAUCAGGUUGAAAAAAAAGACACAUAUCUAUCAAGUUCAACCUUUUAACUCAAUGUUAACCUGCCUAACUGCUAGUUGACCUUGAGGAAGGCAAAAAAAACCCAUUUAAAGCCUGUAUUGCUCACUGUUUUGUCUGCUCCCACCUGCUGUUACCUGUCACACUGUAGGUCACUUAGAAUUGGCUGUUACUAUUGCACAGAUUGAUUCUGCCGCUGAACUGCACUUCAUAAAUAAAGGUCAUUGUGCAUAAAA